Messenger RNA from Rhipicephalus sanguineus (brown dog tick), 404 nucleotides. RefSeq lists its product as uncharacterized. Bases 93 to 404 code for a protein of 103 amino acids. NCBI's taxonomy places the organism in Eukaryota, Metazoa, Arthropoda, Arachnida, Ixodida, Ixodidae. The record is from RefSeq and is a predicted model, not a curated record. The transcript has 6 exons.
CUGUUGCCCCCUUAAAAGGCUGAACAUUGCUCUGACGACGCGCGGUGCAAGGAACGGGUCAUCUUCGAUCAACGGGGAGCGUACACAUCGCCAUGAAGGUCUCCGUCAUAACUACCACCGUCUUUCUUUUCGCAUGCAUCACGUGCAACUACGGCCAAAUUGACAUGGAAAAAGGGUUCGCCCUGAUGAAGAAAGCCAUGUCUUGCUUCGGAAACGUGGAUAUGACCAAAAUAAUGCAAAUGAAGGGUGGCAACUCGGACAUAGGGAAGAUGAUGAAGGGGUUCAAGACAUGUAAAUCGCAAUCUAUGGAUCAAAUUGUGGAGUGCCUGGGACGUGAAGCGGGCCUUAAUUCGACGGUCAUUAGUUGCCUGAAUGGAGUGAUGAGAAGUGCCUCAGCGCAGUAG